Molecule: messenger RNA, 4584 nt
Organism: Tachyglossus aculeatus (Australian echidna)
Lineage: Eukaryota; Metazoa; Chordata; Mammalia; Monotremata; Tachyglossidae
Gene: PLIN4
Product: perilipin 4
Exons: 7
Coding region: 1-4584 (1527 amino acids)
Cellular component (GO): plasma membrane
Source: RefSeq, a predicted model, not a curated record
AUGAACCAUGCACUAGUGGCCUUCUUGGACCGCGAAUCCCGCCACCCGGGCACCCCAGACGCCACUCCUUGGAUUCCCCGCUGCGUUGACCCACCCCCUGCCGCUUUCCAGACUGCCUCCCUGCUAAGCUCGAGGUCCACUGCUGACCGGCCCAGUGUCCCUGCCCCCGGGGACCCCCACCGGGCCCUGAGCCCCGUGUCUGUCCGUCCACCCCCCACAGUCGCUUCUGCCCGCGAGCUCGCCGACGGGGGGAUGUCCAGGUUGGAGGAGACGCCGCGCCGGACCCGGGGACAAGUAGGUCCCCUGCAGGUCCUGGCUGGGGCCACGGCGCCGGCCUGCGAUACGGUGACCGGGACCAAGGACGGGAUCUACGCUGGGGUCAGUGGCGUGGUGGAUGCGGCCAAAGGGGCCGUCCGGCCUGGACGGGAUACCGCCCCUGGUGUAGUGACCAGCACUAGGGACGCUGCGUCCAGGGGAAGGGCCGUGCAGGGUAAAACCGACCCUGGGGGAGUGGUCAUCGCUGGCUCCAAAGACACGGUCUCCAGUGGCGUGAACGCCGUGAUGGACCUCCCCAAGGGGACCGUCCAAAGCGGACCGGGGGUAGCCCCCGGCACCAAGGAUACCGUGCCCAGGGGCGUGUCUGGUGCAGCCGAGGUGGCCAAAGAGGUCCUCCAGCGUGGCCUGGACACCAAUAGGGAAAUCACCGCAGGCACAAAAGACACAAUCUCUACCGGGUUCUCCGGAGCAGUGCAGUUAGCCAAGGAGGCUGUCCAGUGUGGACUGGAUGCCAGUCGAGUGGUCCUCGCUGGUUCCAAGGCCGUGGUCUCCAGCGGCACAGACACGGUAGUGGAUGUAGUCAAAGGGGCUGCCCAGUGUGGCCUAGAUACCACCCUGUGUGUAGUGACUGGUGCCAAGGACACUGUGUCCCGGGGUGUGGGCGGAGCGGUGGACGUGGCCAAAGAGGCCGCCCAGUGCAGCCUGGACACCAGUAGGGCUCUCGCCACUGGCGCCAAACAGGUCAUCGGUGUUGGGGUCAGCGGGGCCGUAGAUGUGGUCAAAGAGGUCGCCCAGUGUGGGCUGGACACAAGUAGAGUGGUCACUGCCGGGACUAAGGAUGUGGUCGCCAACGGGGUGGGCACGGUAGUGGACGUGGCCCAAGGGGCCAUCCAGUGCGGGCUGGACACCACCCUGUGUGUGGUGACGGGCACUAAGGACACGGUCUCCAAGGGCGUGGCUGCUACCGUGGAUGUCGGCAAGGAGACAAUCCAAUGUGGACUGGACACCGGCGUGGUGGUGACAGCCGGCAUGAAGGACAUCAUCUAUUCUGGGGUCACUGGCACAGUGGAUGUGGCCAAAGAGAUCAUCCAGUGCGGACUGGACACCAGCAGAGUGGUCACUGCUUGUACCCAGAACGUGAUCUCCACUGGCAAGGACACCAUACUCGACGUGGCCAAAGGAGCCAUCCAGUGCGGACUGGACAUCACCCUGUGUGCAGCGGCUGGCACCAAGGAGGCGGUUUCCAGGGGGGUAGUCGGUGCCGUGGAUGUAGCCAAAGAGGUCGUCCAAUGCGGCCUGGACACAGGUAGCGUGGUCACCGCCGGCACCAAGGAUGUGGUCUCCAGUGGCUUGGCCACCGUAGUGGAUGUGGCCAAAGGGGCUGUCCAGUGUGGACUGGACACUGGCAUGAUGGUCACCGGCUGUUCCGUGGAUGUGGUGUCCACCGGGGUGGGCGCGGCAGUGGAUGUGGCCAAAGGAGUCCUCCAGUGCGAGCUGGACACCAUUAAGUGCGUAGUGACCGGCACCGAGCACACAGUGUGCAGAGGCGUGGCCGGCGCCAUAGACGUGGCCAAAGGGACCAUCCAGUGUGGACUGGACACCAGCCGGGUGGUGACCGCUGGCACAAAAGACAUCGUCUGCGCCGGAGUCACCGGGGCAGUGGGGGUGGCCAAAGAGGCCAUCUCGUGCGGGCUGGACACCAGUCGAGCGGUCACUGCCGGCACCAAAAAGGUGGUCUCCAGCGGGGUGAGCACGGUAGUGGAUGUUGCCAAAGGGACCGUCCAGUGCGGACUGGACACCACCCUGUGUGUGGUGACGGGCACCAAGGACACCGUGUCCAGGGGUGUGGCCGGGGCCGUGGAUGUGGCCAAAGGGGCCGUCCAGUGUGGUCUGGACACCAACAGGGUGGUCACCACUGGCGCAAAACACGUGAUCAGCGUCGGGCUCACUGGGGCCAUGGCUGUGGCUAGGGAGGCCAUCCAGUGCGGGCUGGACACGAGUAGAGCGGUCACCGCUGAUGCCAAGGACGUAGCGCCCAGGGGGCCGGGCACGGUAGUGGAUCUGGCCAAAGGGACAGCCCAGUGCGGGCCGGACACCGGUUCAGAUCUCACUAAGGGUGCUAAGGAAGUGGUCUCUAGUGGCGUGAGCACUGUAGUGGACACUGCCAAAGGGGCUAUCCGGCGCGGACAGGACGCCACCCUGCGUGUAGCAACCGGGACCAGGGACACUGUAUCAAGGGGCGUGGCCAGCGCAGUGGACGUGGGCAGGAGGGCGAUCCAGGGUGGACUGGACACCAGCAGGGCAGUCACCGACGGUGCUCGGGAUGUCACCCGUUCCGGGGUCACCGGUGCAUUGGAUGGGGCCCAAGAGACCAUCCAGGGCAGAACGGAAACCGGGAGAGCGAGCACCGCCAGCACUAAAGACACGGUUUCCAGCGGUAUAGGCAUCGUGACGGACGUGGCUAAAGGGGCUGUCCAGUGCGGACUGGACGUCGCCCGGUGCGUAGCGGCCGGCACCAAGGAUGCGGUUUCCAGGGGGGUUGUUGGUGCUGCGGAUCUAGCCAAAGAGGCUGUGCUGUGUGGACUGGACACGAGCAGAGUGGUCGCCGCUGGCACCAAGGAUGUGGUCUCCAGUGGCUUGAGCACUGUAGUGGACGUGGCGAAAGAGGCUGCCCAGUGCGGACUAGAAGCCGGCAAGGUAGUCACCGGUGGGACCGUGGAUGUGGUGGCCGGUGGGGUGGGCACCGCUGUGGAUGUGGCCAAAGGAGCCCUCCAGUGCGGACUGGACACCACUAGGUGUGUGGUAAUUGGAACCAAGCACACGGUAGCCACAGGCAUAGCUGGUGCCGUGGAAAUGGCCAAGGAGACCGUCCAAUGCGGACUGGACACCAGCCGGGUGGUGACCACUGGCACGAGAGACACCACCUGCGCUGGAGUGGCCGGGGCAGUGGACGUGGCCAAAGAGGCCAUCUCAUGUGGGCUGGACACCAGUCGAACGGUCACCGCCGGCACGAGAAAGGUGGUCUCCAGCGGGGUGAGCACGGCAAUAGAUGUUGCCAAAGGGACCGUCCUGUGCGGACUGGACACCACCCUGUGUGUCGUGACGGGCACCAAGGACGCCGUGUCCAGGGGAGCGGCUGGGGCGGCCGAUGUGGCCAAAGGGGCCUUCCAGUGCGGCCUGGACACGAGCAGGGUGGUCGCCGCGGGGAGCAAAGACAUCAUCUGCACCGGGGUCACUGGUGUAGUGGACAUGGCCAAAGAGGCGGUCCAGUGUGGACUGGAAACCAAUAAAGUGGUCGCUGCCGGCGCUAAGGCUCUGGUCUCCAGUGGGGCGAGCACCAUAGUGGACAUCGCCAAAGGCGCCAUCCGGUGCGGACUGGACGCCACCCUAUGCGUAGUGACCGGCACCAAGGACACCGUAUCCAGGGGGGUGCCCGGCGCCACGGAUGUGGCCAGAGAGGCCGUCCAGUGUGGCCUGGACACCAGUCAAGUCGUCACCGCUGCCACUAAAGCCACUCUCGACCACGGACCGGGUUCCGAGCCCAGCGGGAGCAGCCAGGGCGCCAGCGGGGUCGACGAGGCCGCCGCCCCCGCCCCAGGCCGAGCGGAGGCGUCGGGAAACCUGGGGUCCCGUCCUCUGCCGCUGAGCACGGAGGAGCAAGCCCAGCUGACCGCCUGCAGCGAGGGAAUCAAGAUGCCGGCGGCGGACGGGAAGAGCUACUACUUCGUGCUUCUCGACUCCCUGCCCCUUCCCCUGCGCCAGCAGGCAUGUCGGCACACGCUGGCCCAACUGUGGGAGGCCCAGGACUGCGCCCAGGAAGCCCUGUCCUGGCUGGAGCCCACCCUGGAGCUGGUGCUCAGGGCCCUGCUGGGGCCGGAGGAGGAGCGGAUUCAGGGUUCUCAUCGCCAGCUGCAGCAGCUGUGGCUGGACUGGAGCCAUCGCCAAGGAAGGCGGACGGUGGCCAGAGCCACGGACCCAGAGCUACUACAGUCCCGGAUUCUGUCCAUGGCCCGCAGCCUGAGCCAGGAGCUCGAAGCCAUCUACGGGGCCCUGGGCCUGGGGCUCCAGGGCCUGGCCCUCGAGAUGCAGGGGCGGGCCCAGCGGGCCCAGCGGGCAGCUGGGGAGCUCCGAGGCAUCCUGGAGGCUGCCUACUCCUUUGAGGACCUGCCCGCCGAGUACCUCGACUCGAGCCUCGAGGGGCUGGGCCGGGCCGGGCAGGGGGUGGGGGUUCUGCUGGAGGCGCUGGGCCAGGGACCCCCGCCGGUCACCUGGCUGGUCGGGCCCUUCCCUGUCAGCAGGGAGCUCUGA